AUGGUGGCAGUGUGGUCACCUUCCCUGGGUUGGCUUGGCCUGGUUUUUUUUGGGGGGCUUUCUUUUGACAUGCUCGUCUGCUCUCCCGAAGGAAUGGACCACCGCCACGGCACCCACAGGAGGGAAGUCGGGGGGGGGGUUGGGGAGUUGGAGGAUGGAAGGAUGAUGGGGGGGGCAGGGUUGGUGCUCAGUAUCCGCGGGGCACAGGAGGAGGAGCCCCCAGACCCUCAGCUGAUGCGUCUGGACAACAUGCUUCUGGCGGAGGGCGUGUCGGGGCCGGAGAAGGGCGGCGGGUCAGCGGCUGCGGCGGCGGCUGCAGCGGCCUCUGGAGGGGGUCCCGGCUCAGACAACUCAGCGGAGCACUCGGACUACAGGGCCAAACUGUCCCAGAUCAGACAGAUCUACCACACAGAGCUGGAGAAGUACGAGCAGGCGUGUAACGAGUUCACCACCCACGUCAUGAACCUGUUGAGGGAGCAGUCUCGCACUCGUCCCAUUUCGCCCAAAGAAAUCGAGCGCAUGGUCGGCAUCAUCCACCGGAAGUUCAGCUCCAUCCAGAUGCAGCUGAAGCAGAGCACGUGUGAGGCCGUCAUGAUCCUGCGCUCACGCUUCCUCGACGCCAGACGAAAAAGGCGGAAUUUCAAUAAGCAGGCGACAGAGAUCCUGAAUGAAUAUUUCUACUCCCAUCUCAGUAACCCGUAUCCCAGUGAGGAGGCCAAGGAGGAGCUGGCCAAGAAGUGCGCCAUCACAGUCGCCCAGGUUUCCAACUGGUUUGGGAAUAAAAGAAUCAGAUACAAGAAAAACAUUGGUAAGUUCCAGGAGGAAGCCAACAUGUACGCUGCGAGAACUGCCGUCAGUGCGGCUAACGCGUCCUCACACGGGAGCCAAGCAAAUUCACCCUCCACUCCGAAUUCUGCAGGUUCUGGUGCCUCUUUUAACAUGUCCAACUCGGGCGACUUGUUCAUGACCGUGCAGUCUCUGAACGGGGACUCCUACCAGCCAGCACAGGUGGGGGCCAACGUGCAGUCACAGGUGGAUACCCUUCGCCAUGUUAUCAGUCAGACAGGCGGAUACAGUGAAGCGCUCUCAGCCUCCCAGAUGUACAGUCCGCAGGCCAUCAACGCAAACGGCGGCUGGCAGGACGCGCCCACCCCCUCCUCCGUCACUUCGCCCACAGAAGGUCCCGGCAGCGUUCACUCGGACACCUCCAACUGA
This is a messenger RNA of Knipowitschia caucasica, 1215 nucleotides long. NCBI's taxonomy places the organism in Eukaryota, Metazoa, Chordata, Actinopteri, Gobiiformes, Gobiidae. The record is from the annotation of a GenBank genome assembly.